This is a messenger RNA of Parathielavia appendiculata, 1424 nucleotides long. RefSeq lists its product as uncharacterized. The record is from RefSeq and is a predicted model, not a curated record. Lineage: Eukaryota; Fungi; Ascomycota; Sordariomycetes; Sordariales; Chaetomiaceae. The transcript is spliced from 3 exons. Bases 193 to 1275 code for a protein of 360 amino acids.
CUGCAGGCCAAAUUGCUGUGCCUGAAUCCUGAACCUCAAGGAAGUUUGAUUUCUGUCGAAAGGACGAAGAUCCAGACUUCUGACAGCGCCGCUCCCCCCGCAUUUGCCAACCUCCUCCGCAUUUGAUGAGAACGGAGGCUCAGUCCUACUCUCUCCCUGUUUCUGAUCCCGUCAAUCUACUUGGUUCACAAAAUGUUGCAAACUACAUCAAGUACCGUUUUCCUCUUCAUCGCCUGGUUGUUGUUUGCGGCAACAUCGUGUCUAGCCGGCAAACGCCCGUCUGCUUCCAUCGAGUUCAUCCCAGGGCCGCCCCGAAGCCAGCGCCGCUACCAUCGAGACAGCGAGUAUGGCGCCGCUGAGGUGGUCUAUGGGCCUCUCGUGCCCCGCAUGCACGGCGUGCACAACCAAAGCGAGCCACACGGGCGACGAGCGAAUCCCGACGGAAUGGACGAAUACGGCCCGCUCCUUCGUGUCCCUGGAUGUUUCUACUGUCCCCCGCAAAAUGUCCUGCAACUGACGGGAAGACCACUUCUCGACAGCUUGACCACCGCCAAGAUGCAGCAGUAUAUGCGGGUUGGCCGCCCAGAGGAUUUGAAGAACAAGUGCGUCUUCUAUACGGCCUAUGUCAGAGUCCCUAAGCCGGACGGUGCGAGUCUUAGCAAGGAGGCUUCGGACUGGGCCUGUAGCAAGAGCAAGUUCAGCAUCUGGCAUCUCUGGCCAAACAAGAUCAUGGAGACCGAUCCAAGAUUUAAUGGUCAAUAUCGGGACUUUUACGGUAUUGACAGAGCCGGGAACUGGCUUAAUUCCAUCUACACCCUUAAGAAGACGCUGGCAGACAGGGGCGUGCCUCCCACGAUCCAGUACUUUGAGAACAUGUCAGAAGCCAUGGCAAGAAGCUGCAGCGGUGAAGUGGUCAUCAUGACCCAGACCCCAGGAACAAUGGGCCAGUACGCCUUCAACGGCCCCAACAUCUGGUGGAAUAAGGAGAGACCCGCCCUUCUGAGCCUCAAAGCCCAAGGCAAGAUCACCCGCUUUCUCGUCGUCAACUGGAACAACCCCAACGAGAUCUGGGAGCUUGACCUUGACUCAAACCAGCGGGGCGCCCGGGUAGACCCGGGCGCCUUGAUGUCUCGCGACCUGCAUAAUGAGACCGAAGCAACGCGGCUGCUCCACCGGGCCGUUUGCGAAUCGUCGGGGCUCGCCGAGAUGCUCGCCGUGGGAGAUCCGUUUACCGACAACUACGAUCUCUUUCCUACGUUCGAGUCUGAGGCUUGAUUUGGAAUGCAAAUUGGCAUCAAGUCAAGCGACGGGGCGGAUGCGUCUGGCUCGCUCCUAGAAGUGUAUGAGCACGGGCGUCGCGAUUAUGGUGUUAUGGGUAUGAUGUAGUAUGUAGGUAGAUUGCAACACAGACAAGUUUCGUCGAG